AUGGGUUCCGUCGUUCUGCCACAUCUGCGUACGGCCUGGCACGUCGACCAGGCUAUCCUUUCCGAGGAGGACAGACUUGUGGUCAUCCGAUUCGGUCGCGAUCACGAUGUCGACUGCAUGCGUCAGGACGAAGUCCUUUUCAAGAUCGCUGAACGUGUGAAGAACUUCGCCGUAAUCUACCUCUGCGACAUCGACGAGGUACCCGAGUUCAACACGAUGUACGAACUCUUCGACCCAAUGACCAUCAUGUUUUUCUACCGGAAUAAGCACAUGAUGUGCGAUUUCGGCACAGGUAACAACAACAAGUUGAACUGGGUGCUUGAAGACAAGCAGGAGAUGAUCGAUAUCAUCGAGACCAUCUACAAGGGUGCGAAGAAGGGACGUGGUCUGGUCGUCAGCCCGAAGGAUUACUCGACGAGGUACCGUUACUGA
Molecule: messenger RNA, 432 nt
Organism: Aspergillus niger
Lineage: Eukaryota; Fungi; Ascomycota; Eurotiomycetes; Eurotiales; Aspergillaceae
Exons: 5
Coding region: 1-432 (143 amino acids)
Biological process (GO): mRNA splicing, via spliceosome
Cellular component (GO): U5 snRNP; spliceosomal complex; U4/U6 x U5 tri-snRNP complex
Source: RefSeq, a predicted model, not a curated record